Trichobilharzia regenti is the source of this 1045-nucleotide messenger RNA. Lineage: Eukaryota; Metazoa; Platyhelminthes; Trematoda; Strigeidida; Schistosomatidae. The record is from the annotation of a GenBank genome assembly.
UUAUCUAACUCAAUUAGAAGUGGAUUAUGAUCCUGGAUGGUUGUGUUUAACAUGUUUCAAAGACUGGCUGAUCGACCAAUUGCGCAAUUAUCAACGCUUAUCAAGCCAAGGCAUAGGUGAUGGAAAUUCAACGAAUAGUGGUUCUCAUCUUAUCGGUAAUCUUUUAUCAAUUGAUAAUCGAUCCUCUGUAAUGAAUCCUGAAUCAUCGAUAUUAUUUGCUGAAGGUAAAUGGGGUUGUUCUCACUAAAAAAACAAAAAAAAAAACAACUUGAUUAUUUUCAUACAUCUCAUCUCAACUAUUUUUGCACAUAUAUGCGCUUUGCUAUUUUGAGCACAUCAUCUACUAUCGUUUAUUACUAGUUACUAAAUACUAUAGGGUCGUUCGAUGUUACUCUAGAGCGUAACCUAUUCAGUUUUAACUGUUCACUUAUCGUUUUUUUUAUUACCGUAUGGAGGAAAUACUAGAUCAUAUUUGAAGCCUGCUCGAUCCGACCGACUUCAGUGGCAUACGUGUUUUUGUCAAGCGUCGAGGUGAAAGACACCCCGUGUAUAUUUUUUUUUCACAUGUGUAUUUUCGGCAAAGUUCGAUUCAAAAACGCACUACCACAACAGACUAUCUGUAAUGUAAACCAGUGAAAGUUCCUUUUAUGAAUUUCAACAAAACAGUAAGAGGACGUAAUUUAUCUGAAAAGUGUAGUGUAUUAUAUGCGUAACACAUUUUCGACAUUCUGGUCACACACACAUUCUUGUCAUACAUAUUCAUAUUGAAGACAACAGAACAUAAAGGCUUACAAUUUUUAUCAAUAUAAGUCAAGAUAUUUACAGAUGAUAGUCACAGAUAAGAGGUAGAAAAAUGGGGUAAAAAGAAAAGCGGAUGGUGGUGGUGGUGAAAAUAUUGAUGAAUCUUGAUUCUAAAAUUGAAUUAUCGAGGCAGUAAUUUUCGCACACAAAAAAUUUAUGACUAAGGCUUCAAUGAAUUUCUUUAUAUGAUCCAAACUCGUUUUACGUAUGGGCUUAAAGACACAAGUGAAAUCAACUUUGUGAC